Messenger RNA from Salvia miltiorrhiza (redroot sage), 1276 nucleotides. Its product is annotated as 60S ribosomal protein L5-like. The record is from RefSeq and is a predicted model, not a curated record. NCBI's taxonomy places the organism in Eukaryota, Viridiplantae, Streptophyta, Magnoliopsida, Lamiales, Lamiaceae. Gene Ontology annotation, biological process: translation; ribosomal large subunit assembly. Gene Ontology annotation, cellular component: cytosolic large ribosomal subunit; ribosome. The coding region runs from base 158 to 1066 and encodes 302 amino acids. The transcript has 9 exons. Gene Ontology annotation, molecular function: structural constituent of ribosome; 5S rRNA binding.
UUAAAAUUUUAAAAAAUGCUAAAUGUCAUCCGCCGUUUUGAGAAGGGUAUAUUCGUAAUUUUAAUGGGAAUUGAGUUUCUAGGGUUUUGGUAUAAGUAAUUAUCUUGAACAUCUGCUAUCGUCACUGGCACUGCGCAGCUCCAGUCCAACUUCAACAAUGGUUUUUAUCAAAGCACAGAAGUCAAGGGCAUACUUUAAGCGGUUCCAGGUCAAAUUUAAGAGAAGGAGAGAGGGGAAGACAGAUUACAGGGCUAGGAUUCGUCUAAUCAACCAAGACAAGAACAAGUACAAUACUCCAAAGUACAGAUUUGUUGUGCGAUUUUCCAACAAGGAUAUUGUUGCACAAAUAAUAUCGGCUAGUAUUACUGGAGAUAUGGUUCUCGCUACAGCGUAUGCCCAUGAAUUGCCUCAAUUUGGACUUCAAGUUGGUCUGACAAAUUAUGCUGCAGCCUAUUGCACUGGGCUUCUUCUGGCUCGCCGUGCCCUUAAAAAGCUUGAGAUGGAUGAUGACUAUGAAGGCAAUACAGAGGCUACUGGAGAGGAUUAUUCAGUUGAACCAUCAGAUACACGAAGGCCUUUCCGUUGUCUGCUUGAUGUUGGUCUACUUAGAACAACUACCGGAAAUCGUAUUUUUGGUGCUCUAAAGGGUGCUCUUGAUGGUGGGUUGGAUAUUCCUCACAGUGACAAGAGGUUUGCUGGUUUCUCAAAGGAUUCUAAGCAACUUGAUGCAGAAAUUCACAGGAAAUAUAUUUAUGGAGGCCAUGUGUCAUCAUACAUGACGACUUUGAUGGAAGAUGAACCCGAAAAGUUCCAAUCACACUUCAGCAAGUAUAUUAAGAAUGGUCUUGAGGCGGAUGGCCUUGAGGAACUGUACAAGAAAGUCCAUGCUGCCAUUCGUGCUGAUCCAACUAUGAAGAAAUCUGAGAAACAGCAACCCAAGAAACAUAAGAGGUACAACUUGAAGAAGCUCACUUAUGAAGAGAGGAAGGCUAAGUUGAUUGAACGUUUAAAUGCUCUGAAUGCUGCUGCUGGGGUUGAUGAAGAUGAUGAGGAAGAUGACGAGUAAACACUUGUAGGGGAUGACUUGAAAAUUUACUUGUAUUUUCAAAAUAGUGAUAUCUACUGUUUUAUCUAUGCUGCCAAUUUUGGGGAUUUUGUUUCCAUCAUUUUCAUAGCUUUAGUCGAUUUUUGAGGUUGAGAAGCGCCUGAAUUCAUGUUCGUUAUGAGCAAAUUAUAUUGCAUUAUUUAUGGUGUUAUAAUUUUGAAUUCAUUUCAA